Condylura cristata (star-nosed mole) is the source of this 4770-nucleotide messenger RNA. RefSeq names its product Nik related kinase (gene NRK). Gene Ontology annotation, molecular function: ATP binding; protein kinase activity. The transcript is spliced from 30 exons. Lineage: Eukaryota; Metazoa; Chordata; Mammalia; Eulipotyphla; Talpidae. Bases 1 to 4770 code for a protein of 1589 amino acids. Gene Ontology annotation, biological process: protein phosphorylation. The record is from RefSeq and is a predicted model, not a curated record.
AUGGCAGGACCAGGGGGUUGGAGGGACAAGGAGGUCACGGAUCUCGGCCACUUGCCGGAUCCAACUGGUAUAUUCUCACUGGAUAAAACCAUUGGCCUUGGUACUUAUGGCAGGAUCUAUUUGGGACUCCAUGAAAAGACUGGUGCAUUUACAGCUGUUAAAGUGAUGAAUGCUCGUAAGACCCCUUUGCCUGAAAUAGGAAGGAGAGUGAGAGUGAAUAAAUAUCAAAAGUCUGUUGGGUGGAGAUACAGUGAUGAGGAAGAAGAUCUCAGGACUGAACUCAACCUUUUGAAGAAAUACUCUUUCCACAAAAACAUCGUGUCCUUUUAUGGUGCAUUUUUCAAGAUGAGUCCCCCUGGCCAGAGACACCAACUUUGGAUGGUGAUGGAGUUAUGUGCAGCAGGCUCAGUCACUGAUGUGGUGAGAAUGACCAGGAAUCAGAGUUUAAAAGAAGACUGGAUUGCUUACAUUUGCCGAGAAAUCCUUCAGGGCUUAGCUCAUCUUCAUGCACACCGUGUGAUUCACCGAGACAUCAAAGGUCAGAAUGUGCUACUGACACAUAAUGCGGAAGUGAAACUAGUGGAUUUUGGGGUGAGUGCCCAGGUGAGCAGGACUAAUGGGAGGAGAAAUAGCUUCAUUGGAACCCCAUACUGGAUGGCACCUGAGGUGAUUGACUGCGACGAGGACCCCAGACGCUCCUAUGACUACAGAAGUGAUGUAUGGUCUGUGGGAAUCACUGCUAUUGAAAUGGCUGAAGGAGCUCCUCCCCUGUGUAAUCUUCAGCCCUUGGAAGCCCUCUUCGUUAUUCUGAGGGAAUCUGCUCCCAAAGUCAAAUCCAGCGGAUGGUCCCGCAAGUUCCACAAUUUCAUGGAAAAGUGCAUGAUAAAAAAUUUCCUAUUUCGUCCUACUUCUGCGAACAUGCUUCAUCAUCCAUUUGUUGCAAAUAUAAAAAAUGAAGGACAUGUUGUUGAGUCCUUAAGGAAGCAUCUUAUCGGAAUUAUGAAAAAGAGACAGAAAAAAGGAAUGCCUCUUGUCUUUGAAAGAGAAGAAGCUAUUAAGGAACAGUACACUACGAGGAGAUUCAGAGGCCCUUCUUGUACUCAGGAGCUUCUGAGACUGCCGACCAGCAGUAGAUGCAGGCCACUUAGAGUCCUGCAUGGAGAACCUUCUCAGCCAAGGUGGUUACCUGAUCGAGAAGAGCCACAGGUCCAGGCACUUCAGCAUCUACAGGGAGCAGCCAGGAUGUUCACGCCACUAAAGGCUCAGGACAACACUCCUAGGCCUCUACAGGGGCAAGCCCAGGCACCACGGCGCCUCCAAGGGGCAGCUCAGGUGUUCAUGCCACUGCAGCCUCAGGUUAAGGCUAAGGCAUCUAGGUCCAUACCAGUGCAGCUUAAGGCUCCUCCACGACUACGGAGGACAGCCAGGAUGCUCACGCCACUACAGGCUCAGGUUAAGACACCUAGGCCUCAACAGACACGGGCCCAGGAACCCAAAGAGGGCCAAAUCCAGAGCCAGAACCAGGCAUUAGAAAAACCACAGGAUCUGGACCAGGUACCAGAGGAAUUUCAGAGGCAAGAUCAGGUUCCUGAACAACAAAGGCAGGGCCAGGCCCCUGAACAACAGCAGGGGCAGAACCAGCUACCUGAGCAACAGAUGGAGCAGAACCAGGAACCUGAACAGGAGGAGGUACAGGAAGAGGCUGUUGAGCCUGCCCAGGAGGAGACUGAGGAGGAGGAACCUGAGUCCUUACGAGUCCAUGCCCAGCUGUUCCUGCCCCUGCUGUCACAGAACCACCACGUGCUGUUGCCGCUACACUUGGAUACUCAGGUGCUCAUUCCAGUUGAGGGGCCAGCUGAAAGAGCACCUCAGGCACAGGCCUGGGCUCUAGAGCCCCCGCAGGCGGUUGGCUCAGUUCAAGCACUCAUAGAGGGUCUUUCCAGAGAUUUACUUCGAGCACCAAACUCCCACGACUCAAAGCCACUUGGUCCACUACAAACCUUAAUGGAAAUCCUGUCAGCAGACAUAUUUUACUCUCAGCCAGAGCAGGCACGUAAGAAAAAAUCAAAGGUUUUUAGUCUGAGGCAGGCAUUGGCAAAAAGACUGUCACCAAAGCGGUUCCGAGCAAAAUUAUGUCGGAAACCUGAAGAGUUUGAGCUGUCAGACUUAGAAGCCCGCAGGCAAAGGCGCCAGCAUAGAUGGGAGGAGAUCUUCACUCACCAUGAGGAGGAAUUGAGACAAGGUGCAAACGACAAAGAAGAUGAAUCUUCAGACAAUGACGAAGUAUUUCAUUCAAUUCAGGCUGAAGUCCAAAUAGAACCACUGCAGCCAUACGCUCCAAAUGCUAAAGGGAAUGAUGUCCAAGAGAGAUCUUCUUCUAUGCCUUGCAACCAGGAUCGUGCACUGCGGGUUAAGUUCGCUCCAAGUGUUCCUCAUGGGUCUCUUUUGGAACAAGCUCAGAAGCCCAUUGACAUCAGACAAAGGAGCUCGCAAAAUCCUCAGAAUUGUCCAGCAGCAUCAGAAUCUUCUUCUGAAGACGAGAGCCCUGUGACUGGGAGGAGGUCCCAGUCCUCACCUCCCUAUUCUACGAUUGAUCAGAAGCUGCUGGUUGAUGUCCAUGUUCCAGAUGGAUUUAAAGUAGGAAAAAUAUCACCCCCCGUUUACUUGACAAAUGAAUGGGUGGGCUAUAAUGCACUCUCUGAAAUCUUCCGGAAUGAUUGGUUAACUCCAUCACAUGUCAUCCAGCCACCUGAAGAGGAUGGUGAUUAUGUUGAACUCUAUGAUGCUGGUGCUAAUACUGAUGGCGGUGAUGAUGAUUCUAAUGAUGUUUAUGAGGAUACUUAUGACCAUGACAAUGGCGAUGAUGAUUUCUAUAACCAGACUGAUCGGGCUAAUGAUGUUGGUGAAGACUAUGAUGAGCCUGUUGAUUAUGAAGUUAAUAAUCAUGAAGAUGCUCCUGUUUGGCCAAGGCCAGGCUAUGGCAAUUAUGAAAGCUUCAAGCAAGAUAGAAAUGGAAAUGAUGGACAAGGAAUCUGCAGCAAUUAUGGAAGUCACCGAACCAGAAGAAGCCAAGGAGUGGGUGCAACCCAUGGGGUCGGUGCAGCCCGUGGGGUCGGUGCAGCCCGUGGGGUCGGUGCAGCGAUUGGAGGGCAAGGUGAACAAGAAGCCAAUUUAGUUCAUGGAAGAAGAGGGAAGGAGAGUGAUGAAAGCAAGGAAGCCAGUGGAAGCAAUGAAGAAAGUGAAACCUUUGAACUCGAUGGAGAAAAUUGCGCAGAAAUAGAUGAUCUGGGAUUGGAGAGAGCAGCAUCCCAGGACUUUGAACAUCAACAGGAGGAGCGAGCUGGUAAAAGCGAGGCCUCAAAUGCCAUUGCAUCGGGCCCUGCUCUCGUAGCACCUGAUGAUGAGAGUGACAGUAUGGACAUAUCGGAAGUAUCAACGGUGUCGGGAUUUUCUGCCAGCUACUCAUCUCCAUCCAAUGGUUCUGGGACUGCAAAUGCUGACUUGCCAAGUGCCAUCUUAUAUCCUGGAUUAGUGGAUGUACCUGAGAAAUCACCUGAGCAACCCUCUGAAGUCAAUGUUAACCCACUAUAUGUCACUCCUACAUGUAAAAAACCACUAAUCCAUGUGUAUGAAAAGGAAUUCACUUCUGAGAUCUGCUGUGGUUCUUUGUGGGGAGUGAAUUUGCUGUUGGGGACCCGAUCUAAUCUGUAUCUGAUGGACAGAAGUGGAAAGGCAGAAAUUACUAAACUCAUAAAACGAAGACCAUUCCGUCAGAUUCAAGUUGUAGAGCCACUCAAUUUGCUGAUUACCAUCUCCGGCCAUAAGAACAGACUUCGGGUGUAUCACUUGACCUGGCUGAGGAACAAGAUUUUGAAUGAUGAUCCAGAAAGUAAAAGAAGACAGGAGGAAAUGCUAAAGACAGAGGAAGCCUGCAAAGCUAUUGAUAAGUUGACUGGCUGUGAGCACUUCAGUGUCCUCCAACAUGAAGAAACAACCUACAUUGCUAUUGCUUUGAAAUCAUCAAUUCACCUUUAUGCAUGGGCACCAAAGUCCUUUGAUGAGAGCACUGCUAUUAAAGUACUAUGCAUUGAUCAAUCAGCAGACUCCGAAGGAGACUACAUGUCCUAUGAAGCCUAUAUACGAAUACUGGCAAAAAUACAGGCAGCUGAUCCAGCAAACCGGUUUAAGAGACCAGAUGAGCUCCUUCAUUUGCUGAAGCUCAAGGUGUUUCCAACAGUUGGUCAUAAGCCAGUGACAGUUGACCUGGCUAUUGGUUCUGAGAAAAGACUAAAGAUUUUCUUCAGCUCAGCAGAUGGAUAUCACAUCAUCGAUGCCGAAUCUGAGGUUCUGUCUGAUGUGACCCUGCCGAAUAACCCCCUGGAAAUCAUUAUACCACAGAAUAUCAUCAUUUUACCUGAUUCCUUGGGAAUUGGCAUGAUGCUCACCUUCAAUGCUGAAGCCCUUUCUAUGGAAGCAAAUGAACAACUCUUCAAGAAGAUUCUCGAAGUGUGGAAAGACAUACCAUCUUCAGUGGCUUAUGAGUGUACACAGCGAACCACAGGAUGGGGCCAGAAGGCCAUUGAAGUUCGCUCUUUGCAGUCAAAGCUUCUGGAAAGUGAACUGAAGCGCAGAGCAGUCAAGAAGCUGAGAUUUCUGUGUACCCGAGGUGAUAAGCUGUUCUUUACCUCUACCCUGCGUAAUCGCCACAGCCGGGUUUACUUUAUGACCCUCGGAAAACUUGAAGAGCUCCAAAACAAUUAUGGUGUUUAA